AUGGGCUGGUUUAGCAAGACGAAACCUAUGGACGAUCAGUCUAAGGCACCUACGCGAUCUUCCAGAAAGCAAUGCUGGGAAGCCCGUGACGGCUACUUUAGCUGCUUAGAUAACAUAUCGGUUGUGAACGCUCUGGACCCUAAACACCACGAAGCGAUCAAAAAGAGUUGCCAGGGUGAAGAAAACAAGUUCGAACAAGACUGUGCAACCAGCUGGAUCAAGUAUUUCAAGGAAAAGCGGGUCGUUGAUUACAAGAGAGAAAAAUUCAUGCGGGAAAUGGAAAGCAAGAACGCUCAACAAAUCGAUCUUUCUGGCAUGGUAAAAAGGUGA
Lachancea lanzarotensis is the source of this 330-nucleotide messenger RNA. RefSeq names its product LALA0S05e02740g1_1 (gene COA6). Gene Ontology annotation, biological process: mitochondrial respiratory chain complex IV assembly. The transcript has a single exon. Bases 1 to 330 code for a protein of 109 amino acids. Gene Ontology annotation, cellular component: mitochondrial intermembrane space; mitochondrion; respiratory chain complex IV. NCBI's taxonomy places the organism in Eukaryota, Fungi, Ascomycota, Saccharomycetes, Saccharomycetales, Saccharomycetaceae. The record is from RefSeq and is a predicted model, not a curated record.